Pseudozyma hubeiensis SY62 is the source of this 1590-nucleotide messenger RNA. RefSeq names its product calcium-transporting ATPase. The transcript has a single exon. Lineage: Eukaryota; Fungi; Basidiomycota; Ustilaginomycetes; Ustilaginales; Ustilaginaceae. The record is from RefSeq and is a predicted model, not a curated record. The coding region runs from base 1 to 1590 and encodes 529 amino acids.
AUGCCAGGACGACUCCCAUCGAUUCCUGUCCUCCUCGGCGUCUCACGCAAUCCCUUCUCCGAGCCAGCCGACAGCUCAAAAGAGCUAUGGCAAAGACUGGCGACAAGACGUCCAUCUCCGCUGCGCUUCGUACUGCAUCUUUCCCGUCGACCAAACGCAGCCCUCUGCCCCUGCCUGGAAGUCGACCUCGCCUCUUCCACCUCGCCUUCGACGUCUUUCACGGUCACCCGCAUCCUCGACCCUGAACAUCGGGUUCCAUACAUCACUCUCACUCCGAUCCUCCAUGCUGCUGGACUGACCAUCAUCCAAGGGCUGCUGCGUUUCGACCCCUCUCCGUCCUCAUUCGACCUCUCGCUAGCAGGCCUAGAGCCAUGGGACGACUUGUGGAUCUCACUCCCUCUCGCUCGAUCCAUUGCUUCGCAGCUAGGUUUAUCUCAACCUCUUGCUUUGAUCCUAGACGCAAAAAGUGCUCAGGCGUGGAGUCUGGAUGAGUUCGAGGAGGGUUUGUCGCACAACUGGAGGGUGCCGCAGGACGUACUGGAUGCAGCGGCAUACUCGACCGAUGCCAUCACGGACGAGGAGCUGCGCUUUGACAAGGUACAGUUGCUACCGCAGGGUCAGCAGAUCGAGACGCUCUUAUCGAGAGAAUUGAGGUGGGCCAUCGUCAACAAAGCAAGGGAAAGUCGGAGAAGUUUGAAGUUCAAGCUACAUCAGAAUAUGGUGAGAUGGUCGAGUCAGGUCUACUCCGUCUUUCGGGAUUUCGGCCCGACGUUCAGAGAUGAUGUUAAUGAUGAGGAGAGGAAGGCAAUCAUGCGAGCGGGGUUAGAUGAUCUGGGCGAGGUUGUUGUCCCUCCGACAGAGACAGAUUUUAUCGAUUGGCUGCAGACCAUCUCUUGUCUCAUGCGGUUGAGUGAGUCGCCGGCAGAAUCAUCCUCGACCGGCCAGCACGACUCGGACAGCGGCUCCAUGCUAGCUCCUCUCACGCCGCUAGAGGUGUCUGAUCUGCGAGGCGAUGAGCCAACCCUAGGCGACAUGCUUGCUUCCGCUCGACAAGGCGACGAUGAAAAGGAGAUAGUAUCUCAAUUGCACUCGAUCCUCCGAUCGAGGAUGGCAGCGUUGCACAACGUCAACCUCAUCUCCCUGGAGCAUCUUUCAUCCACCCGCACGACAUCCCACGAUGUUCAACACGACAGAUCGAUCCCGGCGAGCACUAUGAAUGGUGUCUCAACAGCUGAAAGGUCACCUGCUACCGAAGAGACCGCUGCAGCACCUGCUGCUGCUGAGGCUGCAACGAAGGUAGAUGUUUCUCAACUACACGCAAAAGUCGAACAGUUGGCCAACAGGAUCGAAUCCCUGCUCGCUUCGAGCCCCCCGACACUCUCUCUCCGGCAGUCUCGCCGUGCAGACCAGUUGCCGGCCCGUCGUUCUACAGACGUCGAACAGCAUCCUCACCUGCCCGCACCUUCAGCAGACGCCCGUCAGCUCAACAUACCAGUCCCUACCUUGACUCGCAUUGAAUCCACGCCCUCGCUCGCAAUCGUCAUCGUAUCCGCAGCUGUAUUCCUUAUGCUCAUCAAAUCCAAUUCCUAA